GAGCAUCUGUAGACAAGUAACACAUGGCCUUCGCAGAUAUGUCAUUAUGUUGCUGACAACACCUAUGGUAGCUAGUAUUGAGGUCAGGAUUACAAACUGUUACCUGUGUAUUCAUUUACAGUCUGCGCUGGAGCUUGGUAAAAGAUCUCUGAAGUGCUGGUAAGCUGAUAUGACCUGUAGACUGUUACAACACAAUACAGAGGAUGUUGCUAUUUCCAUGCAAAACCUGCCACCACCAUAAAACAUUGUCUCGUGUCCAUGCUUCGAUGCAUAACCUCUUGAUAAAAAUCCAGCAAUGGCCAUUACUUCACCAUCAUCUAUACCUGAAGAUGCCCAUUGGUCAGGACAAAACACGUUGGACGGGGCUUUCUAAUGACCUCACUUCUGACCCGUGGAGCACAUGUUACUGCCGCACUUUUGGGUUUUCCAUGCCAUAAUCUAUUCUUAUGCAAGCGAGUGCACUUGCAUACAUUUUAAUAAAAGCGUUGAAUCUAUUGCUGUAAUACUAAAAUGGAUGUGAAGUAUAUCAAAGACUACCUGUCCUGGCUUUACUACCAGUAUCUGCUCAUAACCUGCAGCUAUGUCCUAGAACCCUGGGAAAAGUCUAUCUUCAACGCCAUUUUACUGAUGGUCAUCGCUAUGGUAAUAUACAGCUCCUACGUCUUCAUUCCCAUCCAUGUUCGCCUGGCUAUGGAAUUUUUCUCUGAGAUCUUUGGAGGGCAACAUGAAAGUACUGUGGCCUUGAUGAGCUGACAUGAUCUAUCCUACUUCAACAUGCCUCCUUAAAAAUACUCAUAAGAUGUGCACCUUUCUUUGCUUCGAACUUGAUGGACAUCAAUUGGCUUGCAUGGUGUUUGAGCUGUGGCAUAGGACUCCUUAGUUCAAGACGCUGUGGCUCUUUCUAUUGUUUACUCUGGACUGUGUGAACACAAAUCUCAGCUGCACUAUAAGUACUUAUACCCGCCUAUGUACAUAGUAUAAUACAACGCAGUAGGUUUGCUGGCCUAUAUGUUGGAAAACUACUUUUUUUUUUUUUUUUU
Molecule: messenger RNA, 1040 nt
Organism: Rana temporaria (common frog)
Lineage: Eukaryota; Metazoa; Chordata; Amphibia; Anura; Ranidae
Gene: SPTSSB
Product: serine palmitoyltransferase small subunit B
Exons: 4
Coding region: 511-753 (80 amino acids)
Biological process (GO): endoplasmic reticulum organization; ceramide biosynthetic process
Cellular component (GO): serine palmitoyltransferase complex
Molecular function (GO): serine C-palmitoyltransferase activity
Source: RefSeq, a predicted model, not a curated record